CCUCCCCGCGGGGCGGCCGGACCUGCUCCGAGCCUCCCGCCCCGGCCAUGGGCUCCCUGGGGCGCUGCCUGGCGCGGGGGCUGCUGCGGGGUCAGCCGGGUAUCCGCCUCCCCUUCGGGUCGCUGCGCUGCUACGGCUCCGUCCCCCCAGAGCUGCGGGAGCAGACGCUGGUGUUGGUGAAGCCGGACGCGGUGCAGCGGCGGUUGGUGGGCGAUGUCAUCGGGCGCUUCGAGCGGCGCGGCUUCAAGCUGGUGGCCAUGAAGCUGCUGCAGGCGGAUCGGGGCCUCCUGGACCGCCACUACCAGCACCUACAGCAGAAGCCCUUCUACCCUGCGCUCCUAGCCUACAUGACAUCGGGGCCGCUGGUGGCCAUGGUGUGGGAGGGCUACAACGUGGUGCGCUCCACACGUGCCAUGGUGGGGGACACGGAUUCAGCACAGGCAGCGGCAGGGACCAUCCGGGGGGACCUCAGCAUGCACGUCAGCAGGAACGUGGUGCAUGCCAGCGACUCUGUGGAGACGGCAACGCGGGAGAUUGGCUUCUGGUUCCAACAGAAUGAGCUGGUGGCCUGGGAGAGCGGAGACAGCCAGUACACCUAUGGGCCAUGAGGGCACUGAGACCCCCGUGCUAUUAAACACUGCAUCUUCCGUGC
Messenger RNA from Lagopus muta (rock ptarmigan), 652 nucleotides. RefSeq names its product NME/NM23 nucleoside diphosphate kinase 4 (gene NME4). The record is from RefSeq and is a predicted model, not a curated record. NCBI's taxonomy places the organism in Eukaryota, Metazoa, Chordata, Aves, Galliformes, Phasianidae. The coding region runs from base 48 to 608 and encodes 186 amino acids. Gene Ontology annotation, biological process: CTP biosynthetic process; UTP biosynthetic process; GTP biosynthetic process. The transcript is spliced from 5 exons. Gene Ontology annotation, molecular function: nucleoside diphosphate kinase activity.